AUGCCUCCUAUACGCACUCCACCAAAAACACCUACGGGAGAUCAGACGACCAAGUCUGACGCAAGCUCUGACUCUGGAAAUUUCGUUUCUACGCGUGCCCCUAAGAGACCAGCUGUUCGCUCACCGGAGAGUGUAGGCGCUUCAACGUUGCGUCGUAAUGAUCUGGUAACCACCGAGCAAGUAAGAGAGAUAGUCGAUGACGUGAUCAGCAAGCAGAUGGGUGAUUUAAUGCGACAAUUCCGUACCUCGGUGAAGGAUAUUUUGAAUGCAGAAAUUAAACCUCUACGAGAAGAAGUGCAUGAACUAAGAAAGUCUGUUAAUUACAUGAGCAACCAAUACGAUAGCAUUGUCAAGGAACAUGAAGCCACCAAGGAAAGGGUUAGAAAAGUGGAGACUACUACUCAGUCAAUGUCAUCUACAGUAGAAGACCUUAAUAAGCGUAUUAGUGUCUUAGAGCAAAGCAUGCGAGCAAACAAUAUCGAAAUCCAAUGCGUCCCUGAGAAAAGGACAGAGAGUUUGGUUUCUAUUGUUUCAAAAAUUGGUGAAACUAUAAACUGUCCAACAACUGAACAAAAAAUUCAACAUUGCACAAGAACUGCGAAGUUGGACCCAGCGACUAAACGUCCACGUUCCAUAGUGGUGCAGUUCUCGAGCCCGAAAUUCCGCGAUGAUUUUUUAGCUGCAACUUUUAAAGGGUAUAGCGAGAAUGUACGCGGUAUACGCACCAAAUGCUUAGAAAUUUACAAUAAUAUUUUAACGAAUAACUACGAUAUAAUAAUAUUAACGGAAACUUGGUUACAAGACGAUAUCCUAGACAGUGAAAUUUGCGACAGUAGGUACGAAGUGUUCCGGUCAGACCGAGACCUGUAUGCUACCAGUAAAAGCACCGGUGGCGGCUUAAUGGUUCUUAUUAGGCGGGAAUUGGAUGCAUUUUUGUGUAAUGAAUGGUCAGCCUCGGGCAUAGAAUCGAUGUGUAUAACAAUACCUGCGCACACGCUCAGCUCGGUAGUCAACCUACACAUUAUUUUAACGUAUAUUCCGCCGGAUUCUAACCUAUCUAGUCGUACGCUUUGCUUUCAAAAUAGUACAGUCCAAAUUAUAAACAAAUAUCCCCGCGACAACUAUUUAGUGAUAGGUGAUUUUAACCUGGCAUGCGUCAAGUGGCGCAAUAAUACAUAUUACUAUGACUAUACGAAUGUAAGCACGGAAGUACUUAACGCAGGAAUAUCAUUACUUGACGAGUUCAGUUUUUACGGUUUAUCUCAGUACUGUUAUUUAACAAACAAAUGGGGUAACACUUUGGAUUUAAGUUUCAGCAACUUACCGCUAUCAAUCUGCGAAUGUUUACGUCCGUUGGUGAAGGUAGAUGACGCCCACCCACCUUUUUAUGUGGAUAUAUUGGAUCUCCAAACUGUACCAUUGAAAGAACGUCAUGAACCGCGGUUCAAUUUUCGUCAAUGCGACUAUACUAUUAUUAACGAAUUUCUUUUAAAUACUGACUGGCCAACCAUGUUGAAUGCAGACACAAUUGAAGGUGCUGUUGACCUAUUUUAUUCAAAAUUAACUGAAUGUUUCACGUUAUAUGUCCCUAUGAAUAAUGUUAAAGCCAAAGCUUAUUAUCCUAUGUGGUACAGCACUGCAUUAAUCAAAGUGAUAUCCGAAAAAUAUAAAAAGCACCAGAAAUGGAAAAGAUGGGGUAAUCCACGGGACUAUCACGAAUUCUCUUUGUUGCGGUCCAGAGCUAAAGCUAUGCAGAUCUCCUGCUUUAACCAAUUUAUUCACAACUCCCAAGAAAUCAUUCGGCGUUCGCCUAAAUAUUUCUGGAAAUAUGUAAAGAGUAAAAAGGGUGGCUCCAAUUAUCCAACGAAGUUUAAACUACAUAAUGUGGAAUAUACGGACGGACAAUCUAUCUGUUCUGCGUUCAAUUCAUUUUUCGAAAGUGUUUUUAUAAGGCCUUCACACAGAAUAAGGGUGCAGGCUCUGACGGCAUACCACCUAUUUUUCUAUCAUCCUGUGCUAAAAGCUUAG
This is a messenger RNA of Pectinophora gossypiella (pink bollworm), 2028 nucleotides long. RefSeq lists its product as uncharacterized. Gene Ontology annotation, molecular function: catalytic activity. The record is from RefSeq and is a predicted model, not a curated record. The transcript has 3 exons. Bases 1 to 2028 code for a protein of 675 amino acids. NCBI's taxonomy places the organism in Eukaryota, Metazoa, Arthropoda, Insecta, Lepidoptera, Gelechiidae.